AUGCACAGGCAGGUGUGUCGGUCACAUUCUAUCUGUAAAGCCCUUCCGAUGACUGAUCGCGGGUUGUUGUUCCUAUUCAUACCCAACAGAAACGCCAUCAAUCGGUGCUACGACGAACGCUGCGAGAACCGAAUGACUAUGACUGAGUGCACAAAAGCGGACUGUAACAUAGACACGUGCAACAACAUGCGACUCAGCAAGCGUCAAUACGCCAAUGUCAACGUGUUCAAGACUGCCAGUGGCAAGGCUUGGGGGCUGGGGUCGAAAUCGGAACUGAAAGCGGGACAGCUGGUGAUCGAGUAUGUGGGAGAGGUCAUCGACACACAGACCGUCCAGCAACGGCUGGCCCAGGCGAAAGAGACGGGCUGUGACGACUUCUACAUGCUGGGAAUGGACAACCAACUGUACAUUGAUGCGCAAUUCAAGGGCAACUUGGCUAGGUUUAUGAACCACAGCUGCGAUCCCAAUUGCGAGACGCAAAAAUGGCGCGUGAAUGGUGAAAUCAGGAUUGGAAUUUUUGCCAUGAAGGAUAUCAGGAAAGACGAAGAACUUACCUUCAACUACCAAUUUGAUACCUUUGGCAAUGAAGCCAGUAAGGUUUGUCGGUGUGAAUCUGCCAACUGCUCUGGAUUUCUGGGCAUGAAGCCCAAAAAGAAGAACUCGGGUGCAAUGAGCACGCAAGAAUCGGGCCAGAAGCACCGUGUCAAAAAGAGUCUGAAGAAGAGAAAGGUGCGAGUGGAGAAGAUCACUGAGGACGAGUGUUACCACUGUGGUGACGACGGGUCCUUAACCCUUUGCGACAUGAAUUUCUGUCCCAAAGCAUACCACGUCGGCUGUUUAGGCCUCGAAAAGGCCCCCCACGGCCAGUGGCAUUGCCCCUGGCACCAGUGUUCACAGUGCAGCAAGAAGAGCACACGCUUCUGUGUGGGAUGUCCCACCUCCACCUGUGACGCGUGCAGUGUACAGACUGAACUGAUGGGCCAUGUGCAACGCAAACUCACGGCGGGGGCCAAAAGCACUAGAACAUUCGGACUAUGUUCCGAAUGCACACAAGAGGCCGGGGUAUCUCCAGACUCUGCGACAGAGCAUGUGGCCACCAUCAUCGACAAGGUCCUGCUCAAUACACAACUCCACCGGUCCAGUGGGUCAAGGCACAGGAAAACCAAAAGCACGCAGGCACAGGCACACACGCUCACGACCCACACAGUAGAACCCAUCAAACGACAGACCAAGCGCAGUGUGCAAGCGAUGGAGCCCCUGGUGCUGAGUGAUAUGGAGGAUGACGUGUCUUCCGAGCAGUCUGGUAGUGGUUUAAAACAGCGGGAUGAGUCAUCGGCCCCGCCUCGACUGAGUACGACAACCCCAUCGGAAGAUACACAGAAGUCCUCGAGUGGGGAGGAACCGGCUCAGACCGUGGCUGGGCCAAAUAUGGCCCAACCUCGAGCAGAGAUGAGUGUGGACAAAGACGAGCGAUCUGACAGGGAUUCGCAGGUACUUGCGUCGGGCUCCAGUAUAGAAUCCAAUGGCGACCUGGCCAUGAGUGAUGACAGUGGCAAUGCUUCCGUCUCAAGUCAUACGGAGAGCGCCGUAUCCGCAAAGUCCAACUCCGUUAUGGCAUCAGAGAAAGCAGGUGUUGUGUCGAUUGUGGAAGACAGUCUGGGCGAGAGUAGUGCGUGUGCGUGAGAAUGUGUCGGAACACGCACGUCAUUCAGGGUAGUACGACAUCAAAAUAUUACGACGACGAGAAUAAAUGUUGAGACGACGAUGCACUCUAGUGUCAAAUACUUCAGAACCAC
Sphaeroforma arctica JP610 is the source of this 1796-nucleotide messenger RNA. RefSeq lists its product as hypothetical. The coding region runs from base 1 to 1683 and encodes 560 amino acids. The transcript has 7 exons. Gene Ontology annotation, biological process: regulation of DNA-templated transcription. Gene Ontology annotation, molecular function: histone H3K36 methyltransferase activity; protein binding. Gene Ontology annotation, cellular component: chromatin; nucleus. The record is from RefSeq and is a predicted model, not a curated record. NCBI's taxonomy places the organism in Eukaryota, Ichthyosporea, Ichthyophonida.